Messenger RNA from Microthlaspi erraticum, 1125 nucleotides. Lineage: Eukaryota; Viridiplantae; Streptophyta; Magnoliopsida; Brassicales; Brassicaceae. The record is from the annotation of a GenBank genome assembly.
AUGUCUCAGAUGAUUCAUCAAUCCCAGCUCAAAUUCGAAAACUCGAUCCGAAUCUCACCUUCUCCUCCUCCUAUUACCGUUAGUUCAUCAUCUUCCGGCGGUCAUCGAAUAAGCCCAAUCCUUCUCUUCAUCAUCGUUCUGUUAUCCGUCGUCUUCUUCAUCUGCAGCGUUCUACAUUUGGUGGUGAGAUAUUACUUAAAGAAGAAAAGAUCGAGCCUUUCUUCAUCAGCGGCGGAUUCCGAUCGAAACCCAGAAUUCUCCGACUCCGAAACUUACCAAAGACAGCUCCAGCAGCUCUUCCAUCUCCACGAUUCAGGUCUAGAUCAAGCUCUGAUCGACGCCCUCCCCGUCUUCCUCUACAAAGAGAUCAAAGGCUCGAAAGAGCCGUUCGAUUGCGCCGUGUGUCUCUGCGAAUUCUCCGAAGACGACAAGCUUAGAUUGCUCCCGAUUUGCAGCCACGCCUUCCACAUCGACUGCAUCGACACGUGGCUCCUCUCCAAUUCGACGUGCCCGCUCUGCAGAGGAACCCUUUACCCGCUGGGUCACCAAUUCGAUAACCCGGAUUUCAAUUUCGGGUUUUUCGCCGCCGCCGCCGGGGAAGAUGGAGCCAGGGUCUCUCCGGUGCAGAAACAGGCGGAGAGUAACGACAUUGGGAAGAGAGUGUUCUCAGUGAGGCUUGGCAAGUUUAGAAGCACCAAUGUGAAUAACAAUGGCGGUGAAGGAGGAGAAGGAGGAGAAGGAGGAGGAGAGACGAGUGGGUGUGUGAGUGUGAACAGCAAUCUUGACAACAGGAGAUGUUUCUCAAUGGGGUCUUAUCAGUACAUAGUUGCUGAAUCGGAUCUGGUUGUGGCUUUGUGUCCUAACAACGAAGCUCUGAAGAAUGUGAAAGAAGGAGAGAGUUGUGUUGAAGGGAAGAAGAUAAACAUGAGAAGUAAAGGUGAGAGCUUUUCUGUGUCGAAGAUCUGGCAAUGGUCAAAUAAAAGAUCAAAGUUUGGGAAUCAAGCAGAGACCAAUCUGGUUGGUCCUUUUACUUCAUCAUCUGCAUCUUCUUAUGCUUGUUCUGCAUCUGGAAGUACAGUUUCUGCUGGGUUGUCAUUGAAUGGUAAGAGAUUUCAGGGUCCAUGA